GCUUCGUCAGUGACCAAGAUUUCAGCGUACGAAAGACUCGACACAUUGUCAACGCCAUCCCCCCUCCACCGCCUGCAGUCGUCUAAGCAGAAGCUCGAGUUCUUUCUCCUCGACGGUUUGCUUCACCAGACGCCCCCGUCCAACCCCACCCCCAACCAGCUGCCGCAUAAGACGGGCUCUGCAGCUCUUCCUCUCGCCGAGGGGGAGUCGAGAAGACCUCGUCAGAUCACUGAGGGAUCUGUCUGCUACCGCUUUCGACCACCCUAG
This is a messenger RNA of Colletotrichum acutatum, 267 nucleotides long. RefSeq lists its product as uncharacterized. Lineage: Eukaryota; Fungi; Ascomycota; Sordariomycetes; Glomerellales; Glomerellaceae. The transcript has a single exon. The record is from RefSeq and is a predicted model, not a curated record. The annotation marks the transcript as partial.